UUAAAAGUUGAUCUUAAUAAAUCGAAUGAACUGAAAAGGUGCAACUUUUCCUUGCUAUUAGAGCAAGAGUUAUAACAACUGAGAAAACUGAUAGCAGUCAGAUUGCUCCGAGGAAUCAUUUGAAUUCAUUAUUGUUUACAUUGUAGUGGAACUUCGACAACGUGUGUUUUUCGAGCUUAAACUGUCUAUUUUUGUGUUUAUUUUAUGCAAAAUGGUGCGAAAACUGAAAUAUCAUGAACAGAAAUUAUUAAAGAAAGUUGACUUUAUAUCAUGGGAAGUCGACAAUACAAUUCACGAGUUGAAAAUUAUGAAAAAAUACUUCGUUCAGAAACGAGAAGAUUAUACGAGAUACAAUCAGUUGUCUAGAAAAAUACGAACCCUGGGUCGUGCAAUAAAAGAAUUAGAUAUGAAAGAUCCUUACAGAAAAGAAUCUGGCAAUCGUCUUUUACAGCAGCUAUAUUCUAUGGGUUUGAUUGGAAAAAAUGAAGGCUUGGAAUUGUGUGAUAAAGUCACAGCUUCAUCAUUUUGCAGAAGAAGAUUACCUGUCCUUAUGGUUAGAAGCAAGAUGGCCCCAUCAUUGAAGAUAUCUCAUAAAUUCAUUGAGCAAGGCCAUGUUCGUAUAGGUCCAAAUGUUGUGAUGGAUCCUUCUUUCUUAGUUACUAGGAAUAUGGAAGAUUUCAUUACAUGGGUUGAUAGAUCAGCUAUUAAGAAACACAUAGCCAGAUACAAUGAAGAGCUGGAUGAUUUUGACCUUAUGUAAGGACCUUCACAAAUUAGUGUAUAUACAUCAUGUAAAUAAAAUUUGUUAAAACAAG
This is a messenger RNA of Parasteatoda tepidariorum (common house spider), 815 nucleotides long. Its product is annotated as U3 small nucleolar ribonucleoprotein IMP3. Gene Ontology annotation, biological process: ribosomal small subunit biogenesis; rRNA processing. Gene Ontology annotation, cellular component: small-subunit processome; Mpp10 complex. Lineage: Eukaryota; Metazoa; Arthropoda; Arachnida; Araneae; Theridiidae. Gene Ontology annotation, molecular function: snoRNA binding; rRNA binding. The record is from RefSeq and is a predicted model, not a curated record.